AUGGUAGCACCUGGAAGUGUGAGACCAUUGAAUCGCCGGCUGUCAGAAUCAUACGCUACUCCGACAUCUCUACUCGCCGAAAGAAUGAAAUCCUACACGCUUGUAUUCGUUGUUCUCACGACCAUCCUCCUCUACACUGAAUAUGCCAAUACGCAGGAAAUAUGUCAUCAAGAGAACUGUGUUGUGCCCGAUCACUGUGACACGUUUGCAGGAGGUGAAAACUUAUGCUAUCAACAGGGUACAUCGUGCUGCAGCGUAGUUAAGUCAGAGUUCAGAACUCAUUGCCGUCACUAUGGUGGAAUCUGCAUGGACAAAUGUAAUCCGACCCUGCAACACAACACAAUUGAUUGUGACAAUCAAGUCUGUUGCGUUUUGGUUUAGAUAAAACUAACUAAUACAUAGUAUCCAAAUCCAUAAUCUCAUCCUGAUCAUAACU
This is a messenger RNA of Trachymyrmex septentrionalis, 436 nucleotides long. RefSeq lists its product as uncharacterized. Bases 1 to 381 code for a protein of 126 amino acids. The record is from RefSeq and is a predicted model, not a curated record. The transcript is spliced from 3 exons. Lineage: Eukaryota; Metazoa; Arthropoda; Insecta; Hymenoptera; Formicidae.